Molecule: messenger RNA, 1866 nt
Organism: Arachis duranensis
Lineage: Eukaryota; Viridiplantae; Streptophyta; Magnoliopsida; Fabales; Fabaceae
Product: ubiquitin carboxyl-terminal hydrolase 6
Exons: 18
Coding region: 185-1627 (480 amino acids)
Biological process (GO): proteasome-mediated ubiquitin-dependent protein catabolic process; regulation of proteasomal protein catabolic process; protein deubiquitination
Molecular function (GO): proteasome binding; cysteine-type deubiquitinase activity; protein binding
Source: RefSeq, a predicted model, not a curated record
CAACAAUAAUACACCGUCCAAAAAAAAGAAAUUACAAUAACACGUUUCGUAUCGUUUUUCGUUUUGCCCUUUGUUCAAGCCAACUUCGUUCUCUAUUUCUCUGUUCACAAACAAAUAAAAGUAUAAAACUCUUAUUUUCCCUUCUUCCGUCACACUUUCCUGCUUUUCGAUCCUUCUAGCCACCAUGAUUCCAGUUAGUGUAAAAUGGCAAAAGGAGCUUUUCAAAGAUGUAGAAAUUGAUACUACCCAGCCUCCUUAUGUUUUUAAGUGCCAAUUGUAUGAUCUAACUGGGGUACCUCCUGAAAGACAAAAAAUUAUGGUCAAGGGUGGUCUGUUAAAGGAUGAUGCUGAUUGGUCAACAUUAGGAGUGAAAGAGGGACAAAAGUUAAUGAUGAUGGGUACAGCAGAUGAAAUUAUUAAGUCUCCAGAGAAGGGAACUGUUUUUGUUGAAGAUCUUCCUGAAGAAGAACAAGUAGUUGCUGUUGGACAUACUGCUGGCCUUUUCAAUUUGGGAAAUACCUGUUAUAUGAACUCAACAUUACAAUGUCUCCAUUCUGUGCCAGAGUUGAAGUCAGCUUUGAUUCAGUACUCACAUUCAGGAAGGAACAAUGAUGUUGACCAGUCUUCUCAUCUGUUGACAGUUGCUACCCGUGACUUAUUCAAUGAGCUUGAUAAAAGUGUCAAGCCUGUGGCGCCAAUGCAAUUUUGGAUGUUAUUGAGGAAGAAGUACCCUCAAUUUGGCCAGCUGCAUAAUGGAGUGUUCAUGCAACAGGAUGCUGAAGAAUGUUGGACACAACUUCUAUAUACACUUUCUCAGUCUCUAAGAUCUAAUGGAUCUAGUGAAAAUGCUGAUGCUGUGAAGGCUCUUUUUGGCAUAGAACUUAUUAGCAGGAUUCAUUGCCAAGAGAGUAACGAAGAAAGCUCAGAAACAGAAUCUGUUUAUUCACUUAAAUGCCACAUAUCUCAGGAGGUGAACCAUUUGCAUGAAGGAAUAAAACAUGGAUUAAAAUCAGAAUUGGAGAAAGCUUCCCCUGCUUUGGGCCGUAGUGCUAUCUACUUGAAGGAAUCACGCAUCAAUGCCUUGCCAAGGUAUUUGACAGUUCAGUUUGUCCGUUUUUUCUGGAAGAGAGAGUCCAACCAAAAGGCCAAGAUUUUGCGGAAAGUGGAUUAUCCUUUGGAGUUGGAUGUUUAUGACUUUUGUUCUGAUGAUCUUCGCAAAAAGUUGGAAGCCCCAAGAAAGCUCCUAAGAGAUGAGGAAGGAAAAAAGCUUGGUCUGAAAGGCAGUGAGAAAAGCUCAGUUCAAAAGGAUAACGAUGAAAAAAUGGCAGAUGCAGAGGGAUCUUCAAAUGGAGGAGGCGAGCCAUCUGUAGCUCCAAUGGAAGAGGGUGAAAAAGCAGCGGAGAUGACUGGAAUAUAUGAUUUGGUUGCCGUAUUGACCCACAAGGGUAGAAGUGCUGAUUCGGGACAUUAUGUUGGUUGGGUCAAGCAAGAAAAUGGGAAGUGGAUAGAGUUUGAUGAUGACAACCCCAAACCCAGAAUAGAAGACGACAUCACUAGACUAUCUGGAGGAGGUGAUUGGCACAUGGCUUACAUAAUCAUGUACAAGGCUCGUGUUGUAUCUGUUUAAUUGUUCGGAGAAAGAGUCCAUUUCCUGUCUUUUGUGAGAUUCAAGGAUUGGUGUAAAAGGAUGGUAUACGGUUGUUUAUAUUUAAGAUUCAAGGAUUGUGUAAAAGAAUGGUCUCCUGUUCUUUGCUUGUAUUUUACCCAUGAGGUUGAUAUUAGUUAGUAUUUUUUACUUGUUUGAAUUAGCUAUUGUAUUUUUAAUUAUUUAUUUUUAAAAUGGAUAUAUAAGGAUUUGAACCGAAA